This is a messenger RNA of Paramecium tetraurelia, 3870 nucleotides long. RefSeq lists its product as uncharacterized. The record is from RefSeq and is a predicted model, not a curated record. Gene Ontology annotation, cellular component: membrane. Lineage: Eukaryota; Ciliophora; Oligohymenophorea; Peniculida; Parameciidae. Gene Ontology annotation, molecular function: ATP hydrolysis activity; ATP binding; ABC-type transporter activity. Gene Ontology annotation, biological process: transmembrane transport. The transcript has 7 exons.
AUGAUUACUUAAGCGAAUGAAAUUGAUCCUCUAAAGUUAGAAACCAAAAGAAAGGUAACCAAGCCAGUAUCCUAUUUGUAACUUUACAGAUUUGCCAAUCAAAUGGAUUAUGUGUGGAUAGUAAUAAGCAUUAUUGGAGCAAUAUGCAAUGGUUUAUCAAUGCCAAUAUACUCAAUUAUUUUUGGGAAUCUGACUGACUCCUUUGCGUAUGAGGAUGCCGAAACCAAACUAAACAAGGCUGGUCUUAAUACCAUUUACAUGUUUGUGUUGGGAAUCUGCACUCUUUUGGUGACUCUGAUUAUGUAUACAACAUUCUCAAUAACAUCAGAAAAUUAAACCAAAAGAUUGAGAAGACAAUACUUAAAAUCACUUUUGACGAAAUAAGUGAAAUGGUACGACGAAAUAAACGCAAAUUCCUUAAAUACAAAAGUGAAUUCAGAAAUCUUAGCAAUAUCAGAUGCCAUUGGGGACAAGGUUAUUACAUUCGGAUUUUCAAUUGCAACAUUCUUGAGCGGUUUUUUAGUAGGAUAUAUUAAAGGAUGGAAACUAGCUCUGGUGAUUACAUCUGCUCUUCCUGUAUUAGCUAUUACUAUUGCCCUUAUUGGUAUAUCAGCAUCAUGGAGAGAGUAAUUCAUUUAAAAAUCGGAUAUUGAAUCCUCAUCCUUAGUUGAAGAAGUAUUAAGUUCAAUUAAAACUGUUAAAACACUAGAUGGUGAAGAAUUCGAGUCUGAAAAAUUUAGGAGAGUCAUAUUACAUUCAUCCAAAUCCAUAAUUAAAUAUGGAUUGUAUUAUGGGCUUGCUUUUGGAUCGAUGUGUGGUGUUUAAUAGUUUACCUACGCUCUCGGUAUUUUCUACAGUGGAGUGCUGAUUGCCCCUGAUUACUCAGGUCCCAUAUAUACUUCAGGGAGUAUUUGUACUAUUUUUAUAUCUGUAUUGAUGGGAAGUUUGUCAUUGGGUAAGAUUGGUCCAUGUCUAUCAUGUUUUGCAAAGGGGAAAUUAGCUGCGAUGGAAGUAUUUCAAGUAAUUGAUGAGAGUCAAGAACAGGAGGUGAAAAAUAAUUAAGUAAGUUUUGAAAAUCUUGAUGGUGAUAUCAAACUUUAAAACAUUUAAUUUAGUUAUCCAUCAAAGCCAGAUCACGUUGUAUUGAAGAAUAUCUCAUUUGUAAUACCACAAGGAAAGAAAAUAGCUUUAGUAGGUGAAAGUGGUUCUGGGAAGUCUACAAUUGGCUAGCUCCUUUUGAAAUUCUAUGAAAUUGAAAAUGGGUAGAUUUUAAUAGGAGCAGAUCAAAUUCCUUUGAGUUAAAUUGAUACACAUUAAUUCAGAUAGCAAAUUUCCAUUGUUUCGUAAGAACCAGCCUUAUUUAAUACCACAAUACGUGAAAAUCUAAAGUUGGGCAACUAAAGAGCAACAGAUGAGGAAUUGAUAACAAUGUUAAACUUGAUGAAUUCAUCGGAAUUAGUAGAUCAUUUGGAUACAAAUGUGGGAUUUAAUGGGAAUCAAUUCAGUGGUGGUUAAAAAUAACGUAUAGCUUUGGCUAGAGCACUACUUCAAAACCCAAAAAUUCUUAUUUUAGAUGAAGCUACUAGUGCUUUAGACAGAACAAAUGAAUCAUUAAUAACUAGAAUUAUUGAUGAGAAAUUCAACAAAACCACAAGAAUUGUAAUAGCUCACAGAUUGUCUACAGUAUAAGACAGUGAUAAUAUCAUUGUAUUUAAUUAAGGAGAAAUCAUAGGGUAAGGCACUCAUAAUGAAUUACUAUAAAAUUGUGAACAUUACUCCUAUUUGAUAUCCAAAUAAUAAUAGAAAGAAGAGACUGGUUUUGGAACUCUAACGUUUUUAGACAUGGAAACAUAAAGAAAGAUACCUGGAGGAUCACUAAGUAAAAUAAUUAGUUAAGAGAAUAAUUAAUUUGAAAAAUCUAAAGUGUAGGUCAUAAACACUUAGGUUGAUGUAAAAUAAUAGUUAGAUAAGGAGUGUAAUGAAGAAGUGAAAGUAGAAGCAGCAGAGAAUGGAUCAGAGUUGUCAUUUUGGAAAAGCAUUAAGAGUUUAAUAAUGUUAAAUUAUAAAGAAUUACCAUAUCUUAUAAUUGGAUCUAUAGCAGCACUAGGAAAUGGAUCGAUUUACCCAAUAUUUUCAUAAAUUUUAGCUGAUGUUAUAGAUAAUUUAUUGAUUCAUAAUCCUCAAAGAGUCAAUUCCAUUAAGGAUGAAAAUGAGAGAUAACAAUUUAUUAUUGCUUUAGAUGAUACUAUUAAAAACAGUGCUACUACACUACUUAUAUUAGGGUUUAUAUAUUUCGUAACCAGUACUUUAGAAUGCUUUUGUUUCAGUGUCUAUUCAGAACGCUUAACUAUUAGAAUGAAAAAUGAAAUUUAUUAGAAAUUUUUAAGACUUCCAAUCAGCUUUUAUGACAACCCAAAUCAUAAUAUAGGUUUCUUAACUCCUAAAGUAACCAAUGAUACCAGAGUAGUUUAAUAAUUCUUUCAAAAUAUCAUAGGAUUUAAAUGUCAAUAUUAUUCAGCAAUCAUAGUAGGAUUUGCCUUAUCAUUUGUAUCAUCAUGGAAAUUAACACUAUUGGCUGUUGGUUUGGCUCCAAUAUCAUAUAUAGGGGGAUGCUUAAGUGAAAGCAAUCAUUUGCCCAAAAGGCAUAUAUCAAAUAGUAACAAGUUGUUGAUGGAUACUUUAACCAAUAUUAGGACAGUCUAUUCAUUAAGAGCAGAGACCUUUAUAGUCAAUUAAUAUGCCAACCAAUUAGAAGGGCCUCCUAAAUAAGUCAAAAAGUUUGGUGCCUAAGUUGGGUUCAGUUCUGGGUAUGCCUAAAUGAAACCAUUUUUUGUUAAUGGGUAUUUAUUCUUGAUGGGAACCCUUCUGAACAUAUAUGAUGAUCUCCCAAUUUUGGCUAUUUAUUAAACCAUUCUAGCCAUUAUAUUUUCUGUUGUUGGAGGGGCCAAAACUAUUUAUUUUUAAUCGGAUAAUAAUAAAACCAAGAAUUCAAUUGCCUAUUACUUUAGUCUGUUAGAGACUGAAGAUGAAUAUUAAAGAGAAUAGAAAUUCUAACAUCCAAGAAUUAAAAGAAACAUCCUUGGUAAUAUUGAAUUUAAGAAUGUUAUCUUUUCUUAUCCAUAAAGACCAAACAUAAUUGUUUUGAAAAAUUUAAGUAUUAAAAUUGAUGCAGGCCAUAAUGUUGGUUUAGUUGGAUGUUCUGGUUGUGGUAAAUCAACAAUAUUCUAACUUCUUUUCAGACUUUAUGAUGUUAAUUCUGGAGAAAUUACAGUGGAUGGUGUAUCAAUAUAUGACUACGAUCUCAGAUUUCUUAGGUAAUAAAUCUCGAUUGUUUCUUAAGAGCCGUAACUCUUUAAUGAGUCUAUUGCUUAUAAUAUUAAAUACAAUUAAACCAAUGCUACUGAAGAGGAUAUCAUUUAAAAAUCAAAAUUAUCACAUGCUUAUGAAUUCAUUAUGGAUGAACAAUCUGAGGAUCAAACAAAUUCAGGAUUUAAUAAAAAGGUUGGUACCAAAGGUAGUCUAAUUUCAGGGGGUCAAAAAUAAAGGAUUGCUAUUUCCAGGGCGUUGUUGAGAAAUUCAAAAAUUUAUUUAUUUGAUGAGUCAACAAGUGCUUUAGAUUCUAACGUUGAAUCUUUGGUAUAGUAAUAAUUGGAAGAAUGUCUUAAAGAAAAGACUUCCAUUGUAAUAGCUCAUAGGAUGUCUACAAUAAAGAAUUGUAAAAUCAUUUAUGUAUUUGAUAAGGGAUAAAUUAUUGAGCAAGGCAAUUAUGGCCAUUUAGUUAACUUAAAAGGCCAUUUUUACAAGUUAGAACAAGGUCUUUUAAAUCAGAAUCAGGAGGAGCCCAUCACUUCCCAUUAGGUUUUAAAUUGA